AUGGCCGGCCCAAGUACAGCCCACCAAGCCAACGGAUGGUACCCGCCGGUCAUCAGCCUCGGGAGCGACGAUCCUGUCCCGCCACAGCCCGCUCAAUGGACCGUCUCGCAAGCGCAGUCUAGCUACCGUGUCGACACCUCCGACCUGGGGAACCGAAGCAAGCUCCGGAAGGUCGAGCGGGCGUGCGACCACUGCCGGAAACGCAAGGCUAAGUGCGACGGCCCGCAGAGAAAGGACCACAUAUGCAGCUCCUGCGAGGCAAGCGCGAGAACGUGCAAGUAUCUAGACGAUUCGAAGCCACGGGGGAUACCGAAGGCCUACAUAGCCGCCCUUGAAGGACGUAUAGAUGUGGCGGAAAGUCUGCUUAGAAGACUUCGGCCCGAGCUGGAUCUUACCGCUGAACUCGGGCCGUCCCCUGUGCAAACAGUUAGGGAAAACGCAGGAUUCUCGCGCCCAUCGAGCUCUCAGAAAAAGCAAAAAGGCUCGGGGAUCCCGCUCCAGAUUGAGGAUGCCCACCCGCUCUGCCAAUUCACCACGCGCGGAGAGUCCGAGGACCCAGACGAGGUCGAAGUCGCCCUUUUCAAAGGGACGCGGCUCACCUCGCGCGGCCUCGAAUCCUCCUCCGCGCUGGCCCCGAACGAGCACCAACUCCGCUUCCAGGGCAAGAGCAGCUCCAUCAGCCUCAUUUCUACCACCAUGGAAAUCAUCGAGCGCGAGCUGGCCGCGAUGCGCAUCGCCGAUGGUAGCACCCAACCCGCUACGGCAUCCGCGCCCCCGAUGCCUCUGUUGUCGAAACUCGACCGCCCUGAGUUAUAUCGCUUGCUCCCGUGGGAAACUCGCCUCGGACGCAUUUAUGACAUCGCUGAUGUUCCGGACACCAUCCUGUCUGCCCUUCCUCCGGACGACUUGGCAGACGAGCUCAUCCGCUUGUUCUUCCUGCACGAACAUGUGACCUUUCCACUCCUCCAUCGACCGACAUUCGAGCGCCAGUGGCGCGAUAAACUGCAUCUGCGCAGCGUGUGGUUCGCCUGCGUAUGCAUGGCCGUCUUCGGACUCGCCAGCCGCUGGACUUCUUUUUUGGCGAGCGAUACGCAGUCCGCGCCCGAGGGGAGCGGCCCUGACGCACUCACGUCGCUGCCUGGAUGGCAAUACGUCUCUGUCACGAUCAUGGCAUCCGCAGCGAUCACGGAGAUGCAAAGCGGCCUGCUGGUCCUUCCGGAGCUCUGUGAGAUCCAGACGCUUGUGCUCCUGAGCCAAUACCUUCGCGGGACGGUCGCUGCGGACGCGGCCUGGUUCUGGCUGAGCGCAGGGUUGAUGAAGACGCAGGACAUGGGCCUGCACCGGCGGCAGACGUAUGGGCGCACACCGACGGUCGAGGACGAGCUCUGGAAGCGUGCGUACUGGCACCUCGUCGCGCUCGACCGCUUCGGGAGCAUGCUCCUCGGCAAGCCAUACUACGCCCGCGAGGAAGAUUUGGACCUCGAGUUGCCGCUCGAGGUGGACGACGAGUACUGGGAGGCCAGUGCGCCUGACGAUGCGUUUCACCAGGUCGGAGACAAGCCAUCGCUCAUCGCUGGCUUCGUUUGCUGGAUCAAGUUGAGCCAUAUUGCUGCCACUGCACUGAGAACACUGUACAGUCCGCGGAGGCCGCAAAGCGUAUUCGUUUCGCCGGACAUGCCAUGGAAAGAGGCAGUCGCAGAGCAACUGAACGGGAUGUUGCUCAAAUGGGUCGACGAGCUGCCCGCGCACCUACGAUGGAAACCCGACAUGGACGACACGCCGUCCGCCUCCCAGGCCGCCACUCUGUUCACAACGUACCACCUCUUGCAAGCACUGAUCCAGCGCCCAUUCCUCGCUAUCAAGUCACCGUUCCCGUCCACAGCUGCACAAAAGGCACGCGCACUCUAUCUGAACGCCUCCCGAGCCAGCGCGGAUAUCGCGCACGCACAGCUCCGCCGGGGUUCCGGCGACGUCGUCACAUUCCUGCACGUUCUGUCCUCUGCCAUCGGUAUCCUCCUCGUGCAGCUAUGGGACCUUAUCAGGGUGCAUGGCGAGAACGCAGGGGAGAAUGACGGGCGCGCUGCGGGAGAGCAGAUGUCGGCGCUGCUGGACGAGAUCAGCGGCCACCUCGAGCGACUGCAGGAACUCGCGCCGGGAUGGGAGCUCGCGCGGACGAUGCUGUGA
Molecule: messenger RNA, 2184 nt
Organism: Trametes versicolor FP-101664 SS1
Lineage: Eukaryota; Fungi; Basidiomycota; Agaricomycetes; Polyporales; Polyporaceae
Exons: 11
Coding region: 1-2184 (727 amino acids)
Biological process (GO): DNA-templated transcription; regulation of DNA-templated transcription
Molecular function (GO): zinc ion binding; DNA binding; DNA-binding transcription factor activity, RNA polymerase II-specific
Source: RefSeq, a predicted model, not a curated record